AUGGCAGUGUAUGCACAACACAUUCUAUCCACCGGAUGGAGCUUCAAAGACAGCCAUGACCAGUCUCCCGAAGCCUGGUUACCCGUGUCUACCGUUCCCUCUGUGGUGCAGCAGGACUUGCAGGCAAACAGCAAGUUGGAAGACCCUUUCGUUGGAUUUAAUGAAUUGAGCGCAAGAUGGGUUAAUGAGAAGUCGUGGACUUACCGGAAUGUUUUCCAAAAGCCAACUGCUCCUGCCGGAUCAUCAAUCAUCUUGGCUUUUGAUGGUCUAGACACGUUUGCCAAAGUCAAAAUUGACGGCCAUGUCAUUUUGGAGAGCGACAACAUGUUCAUUGCCAACCGCGUGGAUAUCAGCAAAGCAAUAGAAGCGGAAGGUGAGCAUACACUUGAGAUUGACUUUGAUUGUGCAUUGCUCCGUGCUCGGGAGCGGCGAAAGCAGCAUCCGGAUCAUAAAUGGGUCGGUUUCAAUGGAGAUCCUGCGAGAUUAAGUGUCAGGAAAGCACAGUAUCAUUGGGGCUGGGACUGGGGCCCAUUUCUGAUGACGGCAGGUAUCUGGAAAGAAGUGCGACUUGAAGUAUAUUCUGCAAGGGUAUCCGAUCUCUGGACAGAAGUGGAGCUAGCCAAGGAUCAUGCGAAGGCGCAUAUUGCAGCCUUUGCAGAGAUUGAAGCCGGCAGCUCGGGCGCUUCAUACCAAGCUACUUUUACGCUUAGACUCCAAGGACAAGAUAUUGCAAAGGAGGUGGUAUCUCCAGAGAACAACGUUGCCAAAACGACUUUCGAAGUACAAAAUCCUUCUCUUUGGUGGCCGAAUGGGUAUGGAAACCAGACUUUAUAUGAAAUAUCUGUCUCUCUAGAGAAGGAACAAGACCAGCUCCACCAGGUUUCAAAAAAGUUCGGCAUUCGAACUGCAGAAGUAAUCCAGCAGCCAGAUAAGCAUGGCAAAUCUUUCUUUUUUCGCAUAAAUGGCGUGGAUAUUUUCUGCGGUGGUUCCUGCUGGAUUCCGGCCGAUAGCCUUUUGACCAACAUCACUCCAGAUCGAUACCGAAAAUGGAUUGAGUUGAUGGCUGUUGGUCAUCAAGUGAUGAUUCGUGUUUGGGGCGGUGGUAUAUACGAAGACGAGAGCUUCUACCAAGCUUGUGACGAGGUCGGUGUGAUGGUGUGGCAGGACUUCAUGUUCGGCUGCGGUAACUAUCCCACGUGGCCUGAGAUACUUGAAUCGAUUGAGAAAGAAGCCGAAUACAACCUGAAGAGACUACGCCACCAUCCAUCCAUUGUCAUUUGGGUUGGCAACAACGAAGAUUACCAGGUACAAGAACAGCAAGGGCUCACCUACAAUUACGAAGACAAGGAUCCACAGAGCUGGCUCAAAACAGACUUCCCGGCUCGCUAUAUCUACGAGCAUAUUUUGCCGAACGUUGUCAAGAAAAUAAUUCCAUCAACGUAUUAUCAUCCGGGCAGCCCUUGGGGCGAUGGCAAAACCACUUCUGAUCCAACAGUUGGCGACAUGCACCAGUGGAAUGUUUGGCACGGAACACAAGAGAAAUAUCAAAUUUUUGAUACUCUCGGAGGGCGCUUCAAUAGCGAAUUCGGAAUGGAGGCAUUCCCUCACAUGUCCACUAUCAACCAAUUUGUUGAGAAUGAAGCCGAUAAAUACCCCCAGUCACACGUGCUGGACUUCCACAACAAGGCAGACGGCCAUGAGCGAAGAAUCGCUACUUACCUUGUCGAAAACUUGCGGACGGCAACAGAUCUAGAGACCUACGUCUACCUUACUCAAGUCAUCCAAGCAGAAACGAUGAUGUUUGGAUACCGAGGAUGGCGCCGGCAGUGGGGGGAUGAAAGACAUUGUGGAGGUGCUCUACUUUGGCAGUUGAACGACUGCUGGCCCACGAUCUCCUGGGCCAUCGUGGACUACUUCCUGCGCCCCAAGCCCGCGUUCUACGCGGUGGGCCGUGUGUUGAAGCCAGUGGCCAUUGGUGUACGCCGAGAACACUACGACUGGAGUGUAUCUCACGCGCAGCCGCCAAAAACUGGCAAGUACGAGCUCUGGGCUGUGAGUAGUUUGCCGAAAGAACUGGUCGGAAAGGUGGAGUUGAGGUUCAUCUCGAUCAAGACGGGACUUGAACUCCGCGAGGCAAUCGUUCGUGAUAAUGUUGGACUUGUUCCCAAUGGAACCACUAACAUAUUGGACGGCGUAAUCGACUACGUGGCCGACGAGCCGCAUGUUCUCGCCGCCAGAGUGUGGGUUGAUGGCGAGCUUGUUGCACGAGAUGUUGAUUGGCCCCAACCAUUCAAGUAUCUUGACCUCUCCGAUCGCGGACUAGAAAUUACCAGGAUUUCUAAGACCGAUGACGAACAGAGACUUGAACUGAGCGCCAGAAAGCCGGUGAAAUGUUUGGUCUUUGAGGAGCGGGACAAUGUCCGGGUUAGCGACAGCGCUAUCGACAUCGUCCCUGGCGACGACCAGGUGGUUACCAUCAAGGGUCUGAAGCCGGGAGAUACGCCACUCAAGUAUAAAUUCCUUGGACAGUAG
Aspergillus puulaauensis is the source of this 2532-nucleotide messenger RNA. Its product is annotated as beta-mannosidase. Gene Ontology annotation, molecular function: beta-mannosidase activity. NCBI's taxonomy places the organism in Eukaryota, Fungi, Ascomycota, Eurotiomycetes, Eurotiales, Aspergillaceae. The record is from RefSeq and is a predicted model, not a curated record. Gene Ontology annotation, biological process: glycoprotein catabolic process; carbohydrate metabolic process. The coding region runs from base 1 to 2532 and encodes 843 amino acids. The transcript has 5 exons.